CCGCCGCCGCCGAUGCCGCCUCGUCUCCUAUUCCAGCGGAUGCAGGUGGAGAUGAGAUGCGUCAAGGCGUCCCGGAGCACCCAGCAGGAACGCGACGGCGGAAGCUCCACAAUAAAAGCCCCGGCGAUACGCGGUGCGCCUUUUGUUUUUAGUUUGAAAGGACAACUCUGAAAUGGCGUUCUGUGCCUGCGAUUGACGGCGGGGAUGCAGGUGGAGCGACUCGGCCAGGACCGUUCACAUCUGUCUUGAAGAAAAGAAGGGGGAGAAAACCUGCUUCCUGCUCUGCUCAUCGGCUCUGGAUAAAAAAAUAAAGGCAGGAGCGCAAACUACGCCCAGGCUUUAUUCAGGGAUUUUUACAAACCUCCCAAGUCUGGAGAAUAAAAGCGGAGGGAUUGCCGCAAAACACAAAUCCCAAAGUACCAUUUUAACAAUGGAGCCCAUACCUGUGUGAAGCUUCGUGGUCCGUAAACCGCAGGAGGGUGACGCACUUGCUCUGACGCCAUGAACGCAUCACACGCCCCGGCGCACGCCACCGUUCGCGCCGCCCGCCUCUUUUGCUAAUAUCCUUAUGCUCGCGCGCCCCAUACGGAAAGAUAACAAUCGGAUAACUCCUUCCUCGAGCUUUUGGCGGCAGCUCCGAUUUCCUGGAAAUUGCACUGAGAUCUGGAAUCAAGAAACAGAGAAUCUAUUUUUGGUCCAGAAUAGACCAAGAGGCUUUUGAAGGAACGUCUGCGCUGAAAUUAUCAUAUUUCCCCAUCUUUUUGCUCUCCUCCUACUCCUCAUUCCUUUCCUCCAAACUCCCAGAGGCACCGACCGAUGGAGAAGCGCAGGAGAGAGUCAGGAUAAGGCCCAGAGUUAGCGCAUCAGAGAGUCGGGCAGGAAAGUGCUUCGUCAGGAAUUUGGAGCGAGGUCCCUGCGAGGAUUGUUUUCACCAGCGCGCUCCACAUCUCACUUCAGUGAUAGUAGUAAUUGCUGUUUACAUUUCAAACCCGCUAGCCACCGUGCGGCCGCGCCUCGCCUCUAGAAUUCCUUCCCGACACGGCAGAGAGUAGAGAAGGGGGCACCUGGGAGCUCGAAGCAUGGCGGGAAGGCUGCGCCUCCUGUGCUGGCCCGUGUGGCCCCUGGCCGCCCUCAGCCUGCUCAGCGCGGCGGCGCUGGAGUUCGGCGGCGCGCCGGGCCAGUGGGCGCGCUACGGGCGCUGGGAGGCCGGCUCGGUGGGGGAGCUCAGCUUCAGCCUCAAGACCAACAUCAGCAAAGCCUUGGUGCUGUACCUGGACGACGGCGGCAACUGCGACUUCCUGGAGCUGCUGAUCGCGGGCGGGCGCCUCCAGCUGCGCUUCGCCAUCCACUGCGCGGAGCCGGCCACGUUGCACAUGGAGACGCGGGUGAACGACGACCGCUGGCACAUGGUGCUGCUCACCCGCAACUUCCGCGCCACCCUCCUGAUGGUGGACGCCGAGACCAAGGUGGCCGAGGUCAAGUCCAAGAGGAAGGAGAUGGCGGUGGUCAGCGACCUCUUCGUGGGCGGGAUCCCGCCCGACGUGCGCCUCUCCGCGCUCACGUCCAGCACGGUGAAGUACGAGCCGCCCUUUCUGGGCUUGAUCUCCAACCUGAAGGUCGGGGAGAUGCCGCCGACUUUGUUAAACAGCCAGGGCAUUCAGAGCGACCUGGAGUACCUGUGCACCAAACAGAACCCCUGCUUCAACGGCGGCUUUUGCUCUAUUCACUACGGAGAGGUCCACUGCGACUGCACCCACACCCGCUUUAAGGGGAAGUACUGCAAGGAAGCUGAGGAGUAUGUCGUUGAAGGUCUGGCGCACCUGACGUUAAACGACCAAGGAGACUCAUCUCUAGCCGGUAAAGAAGAGUCAGUGGCCACCUUCAAGGGCAACGAGUUCUUCUGCUACGACCUGUCCAUGACGCCCAUCCAGAGCAGCACCGACGAGAUCACGCUCUCCUUCCGCACGCUGCAGCGCAACGGCCUCAUGCUGCACACGGGCAAGUCGGCCGACUACGUCAACCUGUCGCUGAAGAGCGGCGCCGUGUGGCUGGUCAUCAACCUGGGCUCGGGGGCCUUCGAGGCCCUGGUGGAGCCCGUCAACGGCAAGUUCAACGACAACGCCUGGCAUGACGUGCGCGUUACCCGCAACCUGCGCCAGCACGCAGGCAUUGGACACGCUAUGGUGACCAUCUCGGUGGACGGGAUCCUCACCACCACGGGCUACACCCAGGAGGACUACACCAUGCUGGGUUCCGACGACUUCUUCUACAUCGGCGGGAGCCCCAACACCGCGGACCUCCCGGGGUCUCCGGUCAGCAACAACUUCAUGGGCUGCCUGAAAGACGUGGUGUACAAGAACAACGACUUCAAGCUGGAGCUGUCGCGGCUCGCCAUCGAGCGGGACCCCAAGAUCACGCUGAACGGCGACCUGGUGUUCCGCUGCGAGGACGUGGCGGCGCUGGACCCGGUCACCUUCGAGACCCCCGAGUCCUACAUAUCGCUGCCCAAGUGGAACACCAAGAAGACGGGGUCCAUCUCCUUCGACUUCCGCACCACGGAGCCCAGCGGGCUCCUGCUGUUCAGCCACGGCCGCCCUCUGGGACCCAAAGAGCAGAAACCCGGCAGGGAGCUCAAGAGCGACUACUUCGCCAUGGAGAUGCUCGACGGGUACCUGUACCUGCUGAUCGACAUGGGCUCUGGGAAGACGAAGCUGAAGGCCAGCAACAAGAAGGUGAAUGACGGGGACUGGUGCCACGUGGACUUCCAGAGAGAAGGAAGGAAAGGAUCUAUCUCCGUCAACAGCCGCAACAUGCCCUUCAGCUCCCCCGAGGGCAGCGAGAUCCUGGACCUGGACAGCGACAUGUACCUGGGCGGUUUGCCCGAGUCCAAGUCAGACCUCAUCCUGCCGCCGGAGGUCUGGACGGCGCUGCUGAACUACGGCUUUGUGGGCUGCGUGCGCGACCUCUUCAUCGACGGCAAGAGUCGCGACGUCCGCCGCCUAGCCGAGAUCCAGAGCGCCAUGGGCGUCAGCAGCUUCUGCACCCGCGAGCUGCAGAAGCGCUGCAGCAGUGCCCCCUGUGGCAACGGAGGCCUGUGCAAAGAGGGCUGGAACCGCUACAUUUGUGACUGCACCGGCACUGGAUACCUGGGAGGCAACUGUGAGAUAGAGGCGACGGUGCUGAGCUACGACGGCAGCAUGUACCUGAAGAUCAUCAUGCCCAUCACCAUGCACACGGAGGCGGAGGACGUGGCGCUGCGCUUCAUGUCCCAGCGGGCCUACGGCCUGCUCAUGGCCACCACCUCCAAGGAGUCGGCCGACACGCUGCGGCUGGAGCUGGACGGAGGCCGCGUCAAGCUCACGGUCAACCUGGAUUGUAUCAGGAUAGACUGUAGCCUCAGCAAAGGACCUGAGAUUCUGUUUGCGGGACAGAAGCUGAACGACAACGAGUGGCACACAGUGAAGGUGGUGCGACGAGGCAAGAGCCUGCAGCUGUCUGUGGAUAAUGUCACAGUGGAAGGUCAGAUGACUGGUGCCCACACUCGCCUUGAGUUCCACAAUAUUGAGACCGGCAUCAUGACCGAGCGCCGCUUCAUAUCCGUGGUGCCCUCGAACUUCAUUGGCCACCUCCAGGGCUUGAGCUUCAACGGGCUGCCUUACUUAGACCAGUGUAAAAACGGCGACAUCUCUUACUGCGAGCUGAACGCCCGCUUCGGCAUGCGCCACAUCAUUGCCGAUCCGGUGACUUUUCGAACGAAAGGCAGCUACUUAGCGCUAGCCACGCUACAGGCCUACGCCUCCAUGCACCUGUUCUUUCAGUUCAAAACCACCACGCCCGACGGCCUGAUGCUCUUCAACUCCGGAGACGGGAGCGACUUCAUCGUUGUGGAACUGGUGAAGGGUUACGUCCACUACGUCUUCGAUCUUGGCAACGGGCCGUCGCUGAUGAAGGGCAACUCAGACAAGCCACUCAAUGACAACCAGUGGCACAACGUGGUGGUGUCCCGGGACGCCAACAACGUACACACUCUCAAGAUCGACUCACGCACCGUUACUCAGCACUCCAACGGAGCACGCAACCUGGACCUCAAAGGGGAGCUGUACAUCGGUGGCGUGACGAAGAUCAUGUACAGCGAUCUGCCCAAGCUGAUCGCGUCCCGGGACGGGUACCAGGGCUGUCUGGCCUCUGUGGACCUGAAUGGGAGACUCCCCGACCUGAUCGCGGAUGCCCUCCACAGGGUGGGUCAGGUGGAACGAGGCUGCGAUGGACCCAGUACCACCUGUACGGAGGAGUCCUGCUACCAUCAGGGGGUGUGUCUCCAGCAGUGGGAGGGCUUCACCUGCGACUGCACCAUGACGUCCUACGGAGGCUCAUUCUGCAAUGAUCCUGGGACAACGUACAUCUUCGGGCGAGGCGGAGCCCUCAUCACAUACACCUGGCCACCCAAUGACCGGCCGAGCACGCGGGCAGACCGGCUGGCAGUGGGCUUCAGCACGCAGCUGAAGGAGGCUGUUCUGGUCAGGGUGGAGAGCGCCAAGGGACUGGGAGAUUACCUGGAGCUGCACAUAGAACGGGGAAAGAUCGGCGUGAUCUUCAACGUGGGAACGGACGACAUAACCAUCGAGGAGAGCGCGGUGAUGGUGAGCGACGGCAAAUACCACGUGGUGCGAUUCACACGCAGUGGUGGCAACGCCACGUUACAGGUGGACAACCAGCCGGUCAUCGAACGCUUCCCAUCAGGGAACUUUGAUAAUGACCGCCUGGCUAUUGCUAGACAAAGAAUCCCAUACCGACUCGGUCGGGUAGUUGACGAGUGGCUACUCGACAAAGGUCGUCAGCUAACCAUCUUCAACAGCCAGGCGUUCAUCAAAAUUGGUGGCAGUGGAGAGAAGGGGCGCCACUUCCAGGGCCAGAUCUCAGGCCUGUAUUACAAUGGUCUGCAGGUGCUCAAACUGGCAGCUGAGGGCGACCCCAACGUCCAGACCCAGGGUAACCUGCGUCUGGUGGGUGACGUACCCUCGGUGCUCACUACUGACACCACCUCCACCACGCCGCUGGCUGAUAUGUCCACCACAAUCAUGGAGACAACCACCACACUGGCCACAACCACCACCCGCAAAACCCGCUCGUCCACCAUAAGAGACAGUGUCACACAGAAUGCGGAUGACCUCUUGGUAGCGUCAGCUGAGUGUCCUAGUGACGACGAAGAUUUGGAGGAGUGUGAGCCUGGAAAUGGAGGUGAAUUAGUGUUGCCCAUAAUAACGGUGGACUCCUUAGACCCCCCGUCCAUCGCCACCCACUACCCAGUUCUCCCCCCACCCCCCACCACCUACCGCCCUUUCCUCACCCUUCUUGAAACCACCAAGGGGGACUCCCUCCCCCUGCCCAACGGCCGCCCCCCGUGCCCCCUGGACCAGGAGGACUGCGACGAGACCAUUGAGGUUUCGGCGUACGGGUCGGGGGAGAUGACCGAGUCCGAUGACGAGGACUAUUACAAAAACUCCCCCCUGGUCACCGACAGGACAGUCCUCCCUCCUCCCCCGGCCGUGGAGGGUGGCGUCCAGAACCCCCGAGACCGCCACUUCUCCCGCUACCCCAACUCCCACGCCCCGCCCUUCUCCUCCACCCCCACGGCCAACCCCGAUCAGCUGAGCCCGCGCAUCAAGCCCGGCGCCGGCGGCAGCAGCAGCAGCGGCGGCGGCAACAACAUCCCCGCCGGGAAAAUGAACACGCGGGGCCAGGUGCUGCUGCCGCCGGCCCACCCCUCGUCCGACCCGGGCCACCGCAAAGUCCCAGGAAUAACCCAACCCCCGAAUUUCCCCCAUGUUCCCACUCCAGACCCCACGUCUCCCGAGAGAGGACUCCCGGGCGCGGUGGAGGUGCAGCAGUCCAGCAGCACCACAGGAAUGGUGGUGGGCAUCGUGGCGGCGGCCGCCCUCUGCAUCCUCAUCCUGCUCUACGCCAUGUACAAGUACCGCAACCGCGACGAGGGCUCGUACCAGGUGGACCAGAGCCGCAACUACAUCAGUAACUCGGCCACGCAGAGCAACGGCGCCCUGGUGAAGGAGAAACAGCCCAGCACUGCCAAGACGGUCACCAAGAACAAGAAGAACAAAGACAAAGAGUACUACGUCUGAGGGAGGACCGCAGUGACGGCGAGAGACUCGUAGAGAAGGAAGGAGACAAGAGAGACAGAGAGAGAGAGACCAAGCAGUAUAUGGAAAACAGGCCACGCAGAGGGUCAUUCUUUGUAAAACCCAGUAUUGUCAGGUGGCCAUGCAUGUUACCAGCUCCAGUCCAAUCAGAGGGAGGCACAAAAUAAGUUGGCAACGUGACAGUGGUUCUGUUUACACCGUAGAGCAUAUCAUUGAUUUGACUUCCUAAAUGUGGAUUUAUGAGAAGGAUCUAAACACAUACUGUGCCAACGUCCGUGUACCAAAUGCUGAUAAAACAGAGCACAUGACAGGCUAUUUAUUAUGUGGGGUACUGUAGGAAAACACCACCAUCAGUAUUUGUGUCAGGGUCUGUACUUAAUUCUGAAGUGAGCUCGUGGUAUAAGCCGCCGUCGCCUUAGACAGUAUCAACAUUAUUUUUCAUCCAGGCUUGAAUCAGCAACUUGACGGCCCUCUGUAAAAAUCAAUAUACUGCCAACUUACAGAAACACUGUGUCAUAUCCAGGCCGCCAUCCUCUGUAAGUGUUCUGACCUCUCUCUCCCUCGCUCGCCCUCUCUCUCUCUCUCUCGCUCUCUCGCUCUCUCGUUUGCUCGUGUAAUGAGUUCCUCUCCUUGUCUACAGUGCGCAGCCGCUGACGCAACGUAAACUCUGCCGUGUUUCAAGCAUGUAGUAUUCAUUUACGAAGAGAUAAAAACCUUUUCUUUCUGUGGAGUUUAAAAAACAAAAAAUACCACGAUGACUGAAGAUCAUAACAACGUUCAACGUAGCAACUAUGUGAGGUACCACUGCUCCAGUCUAAUGGAUGCUAACUUGUACGUUUAGCCGCCAAAAACUCGUUGAGGCCAAAGCCCCUUGGUCGUCCUUUGUUCCAGCAGAUCUGUGUCAUGUGUAUCUGGGGCUGUGAUGCGCCCCCUAGUGGCCAGCAGAGACACUGCGUCACGUCCUUACACUUACUAAUCACCGAAAACAGAAAAAACCUCCAGCAAAGAUGAACUGUUCUAUAUAAUUAUAAAUAUAUGUAUAGACGUUGCAGAAAUCUAUGGACCUAAAUUGUGCGAGUGGAAAACGGAGCGUUUGCUGAUGAUGCACAGCGAAGAUGGACUUCAAGGAUUUCUGACGUCGGAAUAGUUUCACCUCCAGAUCCCUUGUCCCUCCAGACAGAAGCCACCCCCCCCCCCUCCCCAUCAUGAACCGUGACGGCCGAUGCAAUGCCUCGCCGCAAGACUCAGUCACUCUGGUUUUCCGUUUUCUUUUGCUUUGUUUUUGUUUCUUUGAUUUGAGACGUGGGACAUUUCUGGGGAGCUCUGAAAUCGUUCCUGCUGGAGUUCCACUAUGGAGAGAGAGAGCGUGAACAAAGCGACUGCCUUUCGCCCCUCUCUAGCCUGACUGGACUGACGGCAGCCAAUGGGCAGAGCGAACUUUGCGGGAAGAGCACAGAAAUCAAAGGCGAACGGCAGUUCCCUGAAAGAUGUACAACAGAACUCUAGUAUUCCAAUUUUCUCAACUCUAUUAAAAAAGAAAACUGUACCAUGAAAAGAAGAAGAAAAUCCUGAAAAAAGUUUGUGAAAUGUCUAUAUAUUUGACUCUCAUCCCAUUACUAAGAAAUGUGUUUUCCCUGCUAUCAUUCCUAUUUGGAGAAAAAAUGACUGAUUCUGGGAAACUGAUAUUUCUAUGUAUUUUCUUUUGGUAAUUGAGCAAAUGUGAUCUGGGUUAUGAAGAUGAAGUCACGUUUUCUCCUUUUCCAUGGGAGAGAGCGCUUCUCUCCUUCCAUUCCAUCCUCCAUCUGUCAUCCUCAGUCAGUUCUUUUGUCCUGCAUCUGUUCCGUUUUCCUCUGUAUGUCCCAUCCUCUGUGGAGAAAGCGGGCUCUUAUCAUCCAUUUUUAUUUGUUUUCUAUCUAUUUCUGUCUGUAAGGCUGCCGCUUCCUGUUCACUCUCCUGCCCCGUUUGUCUGGUUUCUCUUUCUCCAUUCCAAACAUACGGCUCCCAGUAACUUCCUGUUCUUUCUAAAUGUUAUUGUAAAGUGUUCCAGUGAGAUGACUCUAAAUAUGUGUACAUUAACAGAGGGAAUACACUUGGUUAUAUACUUCUUA
Messenger RNA from Betta splendens (Siamese fighting fish), 8263 nucleotides. RefSeq names its product neurexin 2b (gene nrxn2b). The record is from RefSeq and is a predicted model, not a curated record. Lineage: Eukaryota; Metazoa; Chordata; Actinopteri; Anabantiformes; Osphronemidae.